Molecule: messenger RNA, 3277 nt
Organism: Aspergillus ochraceoroseus IBT 24754
Lineage: Eukaryota; Fungi; Ascomycota; Eurotiomycetes; Eurotiales; Aspergillaceae
Product: Sec23/Sec24 family protein
Exons: 6
Coding region: 133-3174 (1013 amino acids)
Biological process (GO): endoplasmic reticulum to Golgi vesicle-mediated transport; COPII-coated vesicle cargo loading; intracellular protein transport
Cellular component (GO): COPII vesicle coat; endoplasmic reticulum exit site
Molecular function (GO): zinc ion binding; SNARE binding
Source: RefSeq, a predicted model, not a curated record
CGUGCUUCGACGUUGAUUCUUGCUUUCUAUCUAGUAAUGGCCCGGCUGUGACUCAUUAAUUUCCCCGUCGUGAUUGAUUUUCCCCUCCUUUUUUCUUCUCUUCAGUACCUAUGAAGCAGCAGCAGCAGCAGCAUGGCGGACCAGACCCUCUACAGAUCCCCCGCCCAGGGACCCGUCCCUGGUGAAGACCCUUCAAAUCCCAAUCGAAUGCACCCCCAGGCUCCUUAUACAGCUCCCUCUGUUCCUGAUUAUCCUCCUGGUCCUUCCCCCCCUCAGCCCGGGGCCGCCUUCUACGGUACGCCCGCCGCCGCCUAUGGAUCUCCUCCCCCCGCACCACAGCAGCCUCUACAGGCACCGGCACAAUUCGCAUACAAUACCAGCCCACAAUCUGGAAUGGGUGCCCCUGUUGACCCAAUGAUGGCGGGAUUGACGUCCCAGAUGAGUGGACUGGGGAUAAUGGGAGGAGAUGGAGGCGCGCGGACAUCGAAGAAAAAGCACCGCCAUGCGCACCACGAUAUUGGUGGAGCUACCGCGGCCCCCCCGCAACAGUUUCCUGGUGGCCUUUCGGAUCCCAUGCAGCAACAAUCGUCGCAGUUUCUGAAUACUGGGUUGAAUCAAGCUCCUCGCCCUCUUUCACCCGGGGUGGGGGCUCCAGGCAUGGUGCCACAACCAAGCGCUCCUGGGGCUCCUGUAGAACCAGGUCAUGGUACAGUUCCUACGCAAGGCAGAAUUGAUCCGGAGCAAAUCCCCAGUAUCCCAAGAUCCCGCGAUAUACCAGCACAGUACUAUUUCAACCAUGUCUAUCCCACAAUGGAACGUCACCUAGCGCCCCCCGCGGCUGUUCCUUUCGUGGCUCACGAUCAGGGCAAUUCAUCCCCGAAAUAUGCUCGGCUCACGCUGAACAACAUUCCUUCCAAUUCCGACUUCCUUACCUCCACUGGCCUUCCCCUGGGAAUGAUCCUACAACCAUUAGCCCGUCUUGACCCUGGAGAGCAACCGAUCCCCGUCCUCGAUUUUGGAGAUGCAGGGCCUCCUCGUUGCCGCCGAUGCCGGACGUAUAUCAAUCCUUUCAUGACAUUCCGAUCGGGCGGGAAUAAGUUUGUUUGCAACAUGUGCACAUUUCCCAACGAUGUGCCCCCCGAGUACUUCUCCCCCCUCGAUCCUUCGGGGUCACGGAUCGACCGCAUGCAGCGCCCAGAGCUCAUGAUGGGAACCGUCGAGUUCUUGGUUCCGAAGGAUUAUUGGAAUAAAGAGCCAGUUGGUCUCCGAUGGCUGUUUCUGAUCGACGUCACCCAAGAAUCAAUUCAUAGAGGGUUUUUGAAGGGAGUGUGUAAAGGCAUUAUGCAGGCUCUCUACGAGACUGAGCCGUCCGAUGGCGAAAAGGAGACAACACCGGCUCGGCGCAUACCUGAAGGAUCGAAGAUUGGCAUUGUCACCUAUGAUCGAGAGAUCCAGUUUUAUAACCUCAGCGCACAACUCGAGCGAGCCCAGAUGAUGGUGAUGACUGAUUUACAAGAGCCAUUUGUUCCCCUCAGUGAUGGCUUAUUUGUUGACCCCUAUGAGUCUAAGGAUGUGAUCACCUCUCUCCUGGACCAGAUCCCCUCGAUAUUCUCUCGGGUCAAGACUCCUGAACCCGCUCUUCUGCCCGCUUUGAAUGCAGCCUUGUCCGCCUUGCAGCCUACCGGCGGUAAAGUCAUUGGCGCAAUUUCUUCCCUACCAAAUUGGGGUCCUGGGGCACUCUCCCUAAGGGAUGACCCCAAAGCUCAUGGAACAGAUGCGGAGAGGAAACUCUUUACCACCGAGAAUACUGCAUGGAGAGAAACGGCGGGCAAGUUGGCUGAGGCUGGCAUUGGUGUUGAUAUGUUCAUUGCGGCCCCGAGCGGAACUUAUAUGGAUGUUGCUACCAUCGGCCAUGUUGCCGAAGUCACUGGUGGCGAAACCUUCUUCUACCCGAAUUUCCAUGCUCCAAGGGACAUCCGAAAGCUUUCAGAGGAACUAGCGCAUGCAGUCACCCGCGAAACAGGUUACCAAGCCUUGAUGAAGGUCCGUUGCUCGAACGGAUUGCAAGUAUCCGCAUACCACGGAAACUUUGUGCAACACGCAUUCGGAGCAGACCUUGAAAUCGGCGCAAUUGAUGCUGACAAAGCACUUGGGGUCAUUUUCAGCUAUGAUGGCAAGCUUGACACCAAGCUGGAUGCCCAUUUCCAAGCCGCGUUGUUGUAUACUUCAGCCAACGGGCAGCGUCGGGUUCGCUGCAUCAACACGGUCGCAGCCGUCAAUGAGGGUGGUUUAGAGACUAUGAAAUUCAUCGACCAGGAUGCGGUUGUGAGUAUAAUUGCUAAAGAAGCGGCUGCGAAAACUGUCGAUAAAAACCUCAAAGAUAUUCGAGCUCAUAUCACCGAAAAGACUGUGGAUAUCUUUAGUGGAUAUCGUAAGAUCUUCUCCGGGUCGCACCCGCCAGGCCAACUUGUCCUACCUGAGAAUCUCAAGGAGUUCUCCAUGUUUAUGCUGGGCAUGAUCAAAUCACGAGCAUUCAAAGGUGGCCAGGAAGCAUCGGACCGACGGAUCCAUGACAUGAGGAUGCUCCGAUCCAUCGGUUGCACAGAGUUAUCCCUCUAUUUGUAUCCUCGCAUCGUUCCUAUUCACAAUAUGCAGCCAGAGGACGGGUUUCCCAAUGAACAAGGCCAGUUACAAGUUCCUCCCUCGCUUCGUGCCAGCUUCUCCAAGAUUGAGGAGGGUGGGGUAUACCUGGUAGACGAUGGGCAGCAAUGUCUCUUGUGGCUGCAUGCGCAGGUAUCUCCUAAUCUGUUAGAGGACCUGUUUGGCCCCGGACAUGCGUCACUACAAGGGUUGAGCCCUCAAACUUCAUCCAUCCCUGUAUUAGAGACGCAUCUGAACGCGCAAGUGCGUAAUUUGCUUCAGUACUUCUCUACAAUUCGAGGGUCGAAGGCGGUCACCAUUCAGUUGGCUCGACAGGGACUUGACGGUGCGGAGUAUGAAUUCGCACGCUUACUGGUCGAAGACCGCAACAACGAGGCGCAGAGUUAUGUGGACUGGCUCGUCCACCUCCACCGUCAGAUCAAUAUGGAGUUAGCGGGCCGUCGUAAACGUGAGGAUGCUUCUGUGGAGGGGACAUUAUCGAGCUUGUCUGGGCUACGGGCACCUUAUUGGUAACGGAGAGAUUUCUUUUCAGCAAUAUUUUACUUUUCAUCUCUUUCUUUCUGUCUUUCCUUUUUUUUUUCUUUUUUCUUUUUUCUUUUUUUUUUUUUGCCUCUCA